Arachis ipaensis is the source of this 1900-nucleotide messenger RNA. RefSeq lists its product as uncharacterized. NCBI's taxonomy places the organism in Eukaryota, Viridiplantae, Streptophyta, Magnoliopsida, Fabales, Fabaceae. The record is from RefSeq and is a predicted model, not a curated record. Gene Ontology annotation, cellular component: transcription factor TFIIE complex. Gene Ontology annotation, biological process: transcription initiation at RNA polymerase II promoter.
UUUUUUUAAAAAAAAAAAUCCAAAAUUAUAAAUAGAUGAGGUUGAUGCAGCUGUUCCAUUAUGCACCAAAUCACAUGUUCGUUCAUUCAUUCAUUGAUUUCAUUCUAACAUUGGGAUUGAAAUCAAAGAAACGUUCAGAGCACAGAUUCAUCAACUGUAACAGCUGCAACACCUAACAACCACUGGAUUCGUACUUUUAAACCCUAAACCUGAUCGAUUCCAUGGUUGAACACUACAACAAGCUGGUGAAGCUGGUGGCGAGGGCUUUCUACGACGAUCUAACGAGCAAAGGUGAUAAUCAACCCAAAAGCGGAAGAAGUGAUAACAGAGGAAUCGCCGUUGUGAUCCUCGACGCCCUCACCAGACGGCAAUGGGUUAGGGAAGAAGACUUGGCAAAGGACCUCAAAUUGCAUACGAAACAGCUUCGUCGAACUCUGCGGUUCUUUGAAGAAGAAAAGAUAAUAACCCGGUUUCACAGAAAAGAGACAGCAAAAGGUGCAAAAAUUUUCAGUGCUGCUGUAGCUGCUACAGUCGAUGCUCAACAUCCAACAAAAGAGGGAGAAGAAAAGGUCAAGCUGCACACACACUCUUAUUGUUGUCUAGAUUAUGCACAGAUAUAUGAUGUGGUCAGAUACAGACUGCAUCGCAUGAAGCAUAAGCUGAAAGAUGAAUUGGAUAACAAAAAUACAGUUCAGGAAUAUAUAUGUACAACCUGUGGGAAAAGAUACAAUGCUUUGGAUGCAUUGCGGUUGAUUUCAUUUGAAGAUGACGAUUUCCAUUGUGAAAGUUGUAAUGGAAAACUUGAGAUUGAAAGCGAUAAGAUUGCUGCUCAAGAUGGGGGAGAUGUUGAUGAAAAUGCAAGACGACGUCGACGUGAAAAGUUAAAAGAUAUGCUUCAAAAAUUGGAGUCGGAGCUCAAGCCUUUAACAGACCAACUCAAUCGAGUAAAAGACUUGCCUGUCCCAGAUUUUGGCAAUCUUCAAGCAUGGGAAGCUCGAGCUGCUGCUGCUGGGCGUGCAGCCGGUGGAGAUGGUUCUGAUAAAUCUCAGCUUGGACCAAUCCCUUACAGUGGAGAUACAAAGGUUGUAGUUGAUUUCAAUGGCUCCGAAUUAAAAGGAGCUGUUAAGUCAGAAACUGAAAGUGCCAGUUUAAAGGUUUUGCCACCAUGGAUGAUUAGACAGGGGAUGGUUCUUACAAAAGAACAGCGAGGAGAGGUGAAGCAGGAAACAAAAAUGGAUGGGACUUCAACAUCCACAGCAAAACAAUACUCGGAAGACAAAAAGUCAUCAAUUUUGCAAGAGGAUAACAAGAAUAUACAGGAUGAGUAUAUCAAGGCUUAUUAUGCUGCUUUACUUAAGCAACAAGAAGAAUGGCAAGAUGCAUCAAAAAAUCAAGAACCAAAUGCACCUGCAGCAGAGGAUCCUUCUAGCAGUACUUCCAAUCGUCAGGUUGGAGUCAAAUCAAAACGCGAGGAAGACGAGGAAGAUGAUGGUACUGAGUGGGAGGAUGCUCCAUUUGGAGGCAUUGGAAAUGGUUACAAGGUCAAUGAUUUGAAUGUUAAAUCUGACAAGGAUCAACCGCAACCACAAGCAGAUGCUAGUGAUGAUGACGAUGAUGUUGACUGGGAAGAAGGCUAAUGAAGUUACGUGGUUGGUUAAGUAUGAUGAAAUGGCUUUUUCUGAUAUACAAGGAGAAGGUGCUCUUGUUCUUAAGCAUAGAGCCAUGCUGCUGCAAGUUAUGCAGCUAAAAAACCCGGGUUAGCUGUUCAUAUUCUUUAGUUGCUGUGGUGCAUUUUGCUUGGUGACGCUUCCCUGAACUUUUAAAGAGAAGAUUUGGAGGGUUGGUUUUAUAGCAUCGGUUAUCAUAAAUUUUUCUCUUCAUAUAUUGGAUGGAUCAACUC